Harpegnathos saltator (Jerdon's jumping ant) is the source of this 897-nucleotide messenger RNA. RefSeq names its product 30S ribosomal protein S12 technical knockout (gene tko). Gene Ontology annotation, cellular component: small ribosomal subunit; ribosome. The coding region runs from base 246 to 758 and encodes 170 amino acids. NCBI's taxonomy places the organism in Eukaryota, Metazoa, Arthropoda, Insecta, Hymenoptera, Formicidae. The transcript is spliced from 5 exons. Gene Ontology annotation, molecular function: structural constituent of ribosome. The record is from RefSeq and is a predicted model, not a curated record. Gene Ontology annotation, biological process: translation.
AAGGGCCUUAAUACGGAGAGAUACCGUACAACGGCAAAGAUGUUCAACAACACUAUGUAAAGUUUUGAAAAAUUUCCUAAAAAGUAUAUACAAGACAAUAUAAUUAUUAACAACACAAAAGGACAAAUAUUAUAAUAAGACUAGCCAAUGGAGUGCUAGUUCUAGGUCACACUUGAAGAAGAAGAAAAGGACAACAUUGUGCGAGGUUAAGUUACUGUCGAAGACGUUUAAUUAUUACAUUAAUCAUGAAUUUUUUGACUAAAAGUGUGAUGAAUAUAGCAAGAACCUGUAUAGCAAGCUCCAUUCAAGGUAGCCAAACAAGUCUAACAAAACUCUGUAUAAACAAUUAUGUUCAAGGAAGCAUAUUGAGUACUGCAAAGAUAUGCAUGAAUACUGCAUUACAAGGUAUAGCGCAAAUCAGAUCAAAGACUUCCUUAUGGAGACUUCACAAUGUAGGUCCGCACAUAAAAACACAUUAUAGGAAAAAUCCCUUCGGAAACAAGCCGUUCAUGAAAGGCAUAAUUUUGAAAACUGUCAUUAAGAAACCAAAAAAACCUAAUUCUGCAAAUCGGAAAUGUGUGGUCGUGAAGUUAUCAAACGGCAAAGAGAUGACAGCAUAUGUGCCAGGGAUUGGCCACAAUCUGCAGGAACACAACAUCGUGCUCUGUAGAGUCGGACGGCUGCGAGAUACACCCGGUGUUAAUAUUAAAUGUGUGCGCGGCAAGUACGACUUGCCUCACGUAGCUAAGCGCGAAUAGUCCCUAGAGCGGCUGAUUAGCUGCCGUUAACGUUAAGUCUGCCUGUGUCAGAAAAUUAAUCGAACUUUAUGUAAAUAAAAAGCAUGGUUGAAUAUAUGUCAUUGUUACCCGGGCGUUUUGUUAAUCAUGCUCGAACCUG